Molecule: messenger RNA, 675 nt
Organism: Eremothecium cymbalariae DBVPG#7215
Lineage: Eukaryota; Fungi; Ascomycota; Saccharomycetes; Saccharomycetales; Saccharomycetaceae
Gene: DOT5
Product: thioredoxin peroxidase DOT5
Exons: 1
Coding region: 1-675 (224 amino acids)
Biological process (GO): cell redox homeostasis; cellular response to oxidative stress
Cellular component (GO): cytoplasm
Molecular function (GO): thioredoxin peroxidase activity
Source: RefSeq, a predicted model, not a curated record
AUGGCUACGGAACUACGUCGGUCUACAAGGUUAGCUACAAGGAAGGCUAAUGAAAAGCCAGAGUUUGAGGAGAUUCGAUUUUCUCAGAAGAAAAUUAAGACGUCGAGUGGGGUGUCGGGGGUCAAGAAGAAGAGUAAUAAUGGUGGAUCUGUAGGGGUUUUGAAGGCAGAUAGUGUACUCAAAAGCGAGAAGGUGGGCGGACCGAAGGAGUUAGAAGUAGGAGACAAUGUUCCAGAGAUUGCUCUCAAGAACCAGGAUGACAAGGAGGUUAACUUGAAGGAUGUUGCAAAAAAAAAUAAGAUUGUUCUUAUAUUUGCGUAUCCUAAGGCGAAUACACCUGGAUGCACUCGUCAGGCUUGUGGGUUCCGUGACAAUUAUGAGGAGUUGCAGAAACAUGCAGUCAUUUUCGGGAUUAGUUCAGAUUCUGUCAAGUCACAAAAGGCUUUUCAAAGUAAGCAGCAUUUGCCCUUUGAUUUACUGUCAGACCCUGACAGGGAGCUGAUUGGGAUGCUGGGUGCUAAGAAAACGGCCCAGGCAGGAGUCAUUAGAUCGCAUUGGAUUUUCUGUAAUGGAAAGUUAAAAUACAAGAGGGUGAAAGUUUCACCAGAGACUAGUAUUUCUGAGGGUCUUGAGGAAGUUCUCGGGUUAAUUAAAAAAAAGGUUUCUUCUAAAUAG